This is a messenger RNA of Thalassophryne amazonica, 3588 nucleotides long. RefSeq lists its product as uncharacterized. Gene Ontology annotation, molecular function: nuclear receptor activity; transcription cis-regulatory region binding; protein dimerization activity. The coding region runs from base 263 to 2332 and encodes 689 amino acids. Gene Ontology annotation, biological process: regulation of transcription by RNA polymerase II. NCBI's taxonomy places the organism in Eukaryota, Metazoa, Chordata, Actinopteri, Batrachoidiformes, Batrachoididae. The transcript is spliced from 9 exons. The record is from RefSeq and is a predicted model, not a curated record. Gene Ontology annotation, cellular component: aryl hydrocarbon receptor complex; nucleus.
UGCGUGCGAAGAGCUCGACAUGUCAUUCAGAGGAAUCCGCCACCUGAAAAGCGAGGAAGUGAAGGCGACUCAAGUGAGUAUAAAGCAUCAGUCCAACAUCUGGAGCGAGCAGAACAUCAGGCCGAACCGGAGCGCUCCAUCUGGAUUUACCACAGCCGGUGCACCUCCUUUCUGCGCCCGGACUGAAUGAGAGCCAAUACUGGAAUUAACUGACAUCUUCAGUGUUUCAGGCGCACCUGUUACCUGCACGGAGCGCGCGGUCAUGAUCCCUCCCGGAGACUGCAUGUACGCGGGCAGGAAGAGGAGGAAGCCCAUCCAGAAACAAAAGCCGACCUCAGCCAAUGAGAAAACCAACCCGUCCAAGCGGCACCGGGACCGGCUGAACGCCGAGUUGGACCGGCUGGCCAGCCUGCUGCCUUUCCCACCUGAUGUCAUCUCCAAACUGGACAAGCUGUCAGUGCUGCGCCUCGCCGUGUCCUACCUCCGCGUCAAGAGUUUCUUCCAAGCGAGCCAAGACAAGACCUCCAGGAAGCUUGUUGUCAAUGCACCAGCGUCUAGUCCAGAGUCCAGGAAAGAGAGCCUUCUGCUGUGUAGCACCUUCAGUGAAAACAGCCUCCUCCUGGAGUCUCUGACAGGCUUUGCGUUGGUGGUGAGCAGUGAUGGAAUGGUCUUUUAUGCCUCCUCCACCAUUGUGGACUACCUGGGAUUUCAUCAGACUGAUGUGAUGCACCAGAACGUGUUUGAUUACAUCCACAUAGAUGACCGUCAGGAGUUCAGACACCAGCUCCACUGGGCCAUGUGUCCUCCACAGCCACAGGGGGCAGCAGCACACCAAGACAGCCAUGUAGCUCCAGGGUCUGGUGAGGACUUUGUAGUGAGCAGCCUGUUCCAUUCUUCAGAUGCAGGUGGAAUUCCUCCUGAGUUCUCCUGUUUCCUCAACAGAUGUUUCAUAGCGAGAGUGCGCUGUCUGUUGGACAGCACCUCUGGAUUUCUGACUAUGCAGUUUCAGGGCCGGUUGAAGUUCCUCCAUGGGCAGAAAAAGAAGUCAGCUUCCGGCACACUGCUACCUCCCCAGCUGGCACUAUUCUGUGUAGCUGUACCCCUCCUGCUGCCGUCCAUUACCGAAAUGAAAAUGAAGAACAUGUUAAUGCGUGGAAAGAGUAAGGCAGGAGGAGGAGGGAUUGUCUCUGCACUCGAGCAUGGUGAGCGAGGAGAACACCUCCACAGACACUCAUUCAAUGGAGACCCGCUCUUCUCCUGCCCAACUCCUGGAAGUAACAAGAGAAGUCACCAUACUCCCUGGACCCCACUCACCAAAGACAACCUUAAGUACUGUCCUGAUGGUUACUACAGCCAGGAUGAGCCACUCAACUACUGCAAGUCCUCCAUGGCAUCCCACAAAGGUCUCAGUCCAGGUCUGAGCGGUGCUUGGCCUGUGCGUCCCAGUUCAGGGCCACUUAGACAUGGCCAAGGUGUUGGUUACAUCCCCUCCAACCGCUUGAAUAAAGUGGGCCAAUAUGGAAAGCCAUACCGCCUUACCCCCAAUUGCCACAGCGGCAGAGGUGGUGAGGUGUUUGUCUCCAAGCUGUAUGGGAAUCUUCAGAUCCCUACAGAUCCAGAUUACUGUGUGGACCUGGUGAAGAGUGAGAAUGGCUAUGGCGAAUGCUACGACAGCCAUCUGAUGCAUGAGAUGCUGCCUAUCAAGGUAGAGCAUGACUCAGACUCAGAGAACGCCUGCAUUGCCUACGGCAGACCCUGGGUUUGCCAUGAACCUGAACCAAUGGACCGUCAUUAUGGGAAUGGGGUAUAUGACCAGACUUCCAGCUUGCAGCUGAAAUCUGAAGCGGAUUACUAUGAUCCACAGUACUCACCCUGUCAGCGAGGGAAAGCAGGUAUCAGCCCACUGUACAAUAACAGUAACUAUCAGACCUAUGCAACUAGCAACAGCGGAAACCCCAGUGGACGACUGUUAAAGUGCGACAGAGACUUGUGUGGUGUCAGUGACAGCCAUUUUAGUCCUCAGAGACUCUCACACUCGGAUUCUCUAUGCAGCAACCAACCUGUUAACCACAUGGACUCACAUGUCUUUCCAGGAGCUGCACAGGAUCCUCACAAGGCCUACAUGCACCAAGACUACAACAAGCACAGCAUUUAUGGGUUUAAAGGUCACGGCCUGAUACAUUCAAUCAAGCGGGAGCCUAUGGACUCUCCGCCGUGGUCUGAAAGUGGUCAUAACAUGAGCCACUCCAUGAUGGUUGGUCCAAGGAACGUUAUGCCCUCUGUGAUGAGCUCUGGACAUCACAAGCCCAGCCCCUACAUUUAUAUGCAGUAAGAGUGAUUGGCGCAUCACCUUAAAUAUACACAGAUGCACAGAUAAUUACCUACCCCGUAGUACUUUGUACUGCUAUCCUUUUGUACACGUGUACCAGCAUUUCAAAAGUACUCUUUAAAUCUGCAAAUUCACAGGAACAUUAAAAGUGCUUCUUCAUUCUGAAGAUGUCACAGUUGAGGCUCAGGUUCAACUAAUCUUGUUGUGACAAUCAAAAAUAAUUUAACUCAUGGAUAGAUGUGUUUGUUUUAAUGAAUACACUUUGUAGUUGGUUGCAAGCACUUUUGGCUUUAUCGAUAAUGAGACUUGUGUUGAAACACAGGAUUUUUGAUUUUGAUUUUGAUUUUUUGCAUUGUGCACUCAUGGCUUUUGUAGGAGGUUUUUGUUUGUUUUUAACUUUUAGGAAGGUUGUACAGAGGAAAUGACUAACACCCAUGACUAUGCUUUUUCGAGGUACACGGGUGAAAACAUGUUAAAGAGUCAAUGGCAACAAUGCAUAUUUAAUGGCACACAUUAAAAAUAAAUCGUCUUCCUCUAACAUUACUGCCUCAAGUAAUGUAGAAAUGUAAACUAAUGGAUUGUCUUCAUUUUGACAAAUCAACUUGCAGAAACUUGAAACUUAUUUGUAAUUUGUUCUUAAAAAAGCUCCUGAAUUUAAAAUUAUUUACACUGUGGUAUCUAAUAUUGAGGAGUAGCUGCAGGUUUUUAAAUGCAAAAAAACCCCACCAAAUUUACAUCACAUUAUUCACAUCAUCCAUCCAUUCUUUAGAGUUUGUCUUCUUAAUAGGUUUCCACCACGGCCAAAUUUCUCAAUGCUAAAUGAUCAUUUCUAUUGCUACUUAACCUAAUCAUUUGACCCGUUAGUUUGUAAAAUGCAACAAAUUAACUUUUUAAUGCCUGAUACAAUUUCUUAUGUGUUGUUUUGUGUGUUUGGUAGUUCAAAACAGUGGAUAAACAAGUGAAGCAACAAAUCCUCAAAUUAGAGAAGCUGGAAUUGUAAUAAUAGAAGUGAAUAAUCAAAAGUGUGGUCCAUUAAACUGCUGUCAGUUCACUAAUCAACUAAUUAAACAAUCAUGUCAGCUCUGCUUUUUAACAGAGUUACAAAUCUUUAGAUAUUGGCUAUUCAGCAAGAACACUUUUGAAAAUACAGGUAGGUCCUGCUUGGCACUACAGAAUCUUUUGGAACAUUAUCAAGAUCUCAGAGACUAAACAAUCCCGUCAUUAUUAUUGGAGGUUUGGAGCCCUAUUUUUUUUUUUUU